GUACGAGUGAACUCGAUCAACAACAUGUCAGAGAACAAGACGGAAGUGAAGGCCCGCAUCAUGCCGGCCGAAGACGGCAGCAUCAAGGUCGUCUUCUUCUCCGCGCCGGCGUCGCCUCCGCUCCUCGGAGCAAAGGCGGCGAGCUGCGCCAAGAACGCACCCGUUGAGGACGUCACCGUGGCCGAGUCCGGCGCGGAGGAGGCGCCCCUCGACGAGAGCAUCCUCAAGCAAGACCUGGCCGCGGAAGAGGCGGAGACGGUCGACUCGGACCGGGCCAAGGCCAUGUUUGCCGCCCACAAGCCGAGCGCGGACGCCGUUUUCUGGUCCAAGUUUGAGCGCCCGACCGACCCACCGCCCGCCCGCACCGGCGUCACCAAGAACGGCCCGGCGCUCGAGCCGGUCACCGAAGACUCGCCGGCUCUCGAGGUCACCGCCGGCGGCGCGCCGCUGCCGUCGAUCAAGGAGUUUCCGGAGGAGGAGCCUGCCGCGGCGGCGAGCGCCUGA
Molecule: messenger RNA, 504 nt
Organism: Emiliania huxleyi CCMP1516
Lineage: Eukaryota; Haptophyta; Isochrysidales; Noelaerhabdaceae
Exons: 2
Coding region: 25-504 (159 amino acids)
Source: RefSeq, a predicted model, not a curated record